Polistes dominula (European paper wasp) is the source of this 2035-nucleotide messenger RNA. RefSeq lists its product as uncharacterized. The record is from RefSeq and is a predicted model, not a curated record. NCBI's taxonomy places the organism in Eukaryota, Metazoa, Arthropoda, Insecta, Hymenoptera, Vespidae.
AUGUUUAUUGACGAAACUCAGAGUCAAUAUAGCAACUGCUUCGCAGAAGCUGCUGCACAAGAAAAUUUAUUAGAAUUGCAACGAGACGCCAUAAACACUUUGCAAUUGAAAAUUGAGUACAUGAUUAAUGAUAAACAUUUAGUAGUUACAUCUUUACAUACUACAUAUUAUUCCAUAUUAAGUGCUGUACAGAUAAAUACUUUAAUGCAAGCGAAUAAUCUUUUGGAAAAUAAAUAUAUUUCUGUAAAGAAAUUGUGGAAAGAAACGAAUCAGGAACUGCAAGAAUUAAAUUACAAAUUAGAUUUAGCUGCAUUUAAAAAAGAAUUAAAAAUAAAAGAAGAAGAAAUAAAAGAUCUUAAUUGUUGUUUAAGAUAUGAAAAUCAGAAUCUAAAGAUAAGUUUAGAAAAACAAACUAAAGAAUUUGAGGAAAUAAUAGUAGAAUUAAAUAUUGCUAAACAAAAAGAGAUUAAUUUUAAGGAAUAUAUCAUCGAUUUGGAAGCAAGACAAGAGGAGAGAAUAAUAAAAAAUCUAAAACAACAAAUUGAUUGUAAUGAAUCUUUAAUAAGAAAACAAAUUCAAACUAUAGACCAAUUGCAACAAAAAUUGCAUACAUCUGAACAACAAGUUAGACGAUACAUAUCUGAAUACACAAGUUUUAAGGAAAGAUUUUUAUCAAUAAAAAUGUUACUCAAAGAAAAAUCUGAUAGCAUGGCAAAAUUAGAAGCAGAUUAUGAAGUAUUGAAAAAUGAAAAUUCAAUUUUAAAAACAGAAAACAUUGUAUUGGAAAACAAAACAAAAGAAGAUUUGUAUUUGCUAAGGAAAAAGUUAAAAGAAACUCAGACGGAGUUAUCUUUUAUGAAAAAUAAUUAUUAUGAAGCUGCUGAAGAUUAUAAUAAAGCUCAAGAAAAAUUGAUCCAAUCCGCAAGACGAGAGGCAGAGUUGCAAGAAUCAUUAACAAUUGCAGAGACAGAGUAUUGCUCAAAGCUUUCAAUUUUAGAAGGAAAAAUUGCUAGAUUGGAAAAUUUAAUAUGUGAACUUAAUGAAGAAUUAAAUGAUACUAAAAAGAAAUUAUCUUCCAAGAAUAUUGAACUUUGCCAAACACAAAACAUGUGUAAAUCGUUUGCCAAUCAAUUGAAGACUACACAAAAAGAUUUUUAUGAACUUCAAGAAAAAUACCAAAAAAUGGACAAUUCCAGUUGUCAUCUAACUCAACAAUUACAAGAAUGUAUUGAUGAAAACUAUACUCUUGUGCAGCAAAAAACUUCACUUGAACAAGACAACUACAAGUUUACGAAUCAAUUACAUAACAUGCACCAAUCUUUGACGGAGUUGAAAAAGGAAUGUCAAUCAAAAGACAAGUCUUUAGCAUGUGUGUCAGCAGAAUUAACUGAAACAGUAAUAAAUAGGUCAGAACUUUGCAAUGAAUCCCAAUAUAUGGUCUCGUGUAUUCGUACAUGGAUGGCAGAACAAAGACAACUUGUUGAAAGUCUUGUUUCAAAGUUACAAAUUAAACAACAGCAAUUAUCAAUAUUAAAACAACAAUUUGGACACGAAAAGAAAACUUUCUUAAUAAAAAUAAGAGAACUAAGAAGACUGAAUAAUAUAUUAACACAAAGAUUGAAAAAAGUACAUAGAACAACAAUUGGAAAAAAUACUAAAAGUGUUGGAUAUUCAUAUUUGACUCAAAACUAUGGUAAAUCUUCUCUAUGCCCGAUUAAAUCUAUACGUCGCACUUCAGUGUUUGGCAAUUCUUGGUGGUUCCCUAAGAUAGAAUAUUUAACAAGUCAAUUGAAAAAAAAUAAUCAAUGGUGGAAUGCAAAUGUAGCUGAUAAAUCAUCAAAGAAUAAUAGUGGAGUAGAUGAUAAUCGAGAUUGUGGUUAUCAAUCAUCUGCAAGCAAAUGACAGUAUAUCAUAAAAUCUGUCAUUAUGGCAUAGUCGAAUAAAAUCGAUGUAUGAUAGAAUAAUAAGAUAGAGUAAUAAUUAAUAUUAUAUAUCACUGAAAUUUGCAAACAAUCUAUGCCUUAAUGUUAUGAUU